Molecule: messenger RNA, 754 nt
Organism: Lactuca virosa
Lineage: Eukaryota; Viridiplantae; Streptophyta; Magnoliopsida; Asterales; Asteraceae
Source: the annotation of a GenBank genome assembly
AUGGCAGCGACGAAGACGGGGAGGCGGUCUAGCGAGCAACGGCGACAGCCACGCAUACAACGUCGUUUCCCCGACGUUAGGGUGAGCGAGAGGUGGUUGCUCCGGUGGUUUGGGGCUCCAACUAAGGUGGUAUCAGAUUCAAAGAACAGUCGAGAUUCAGGGUGGUUGUAUCUUGUAGAUAAAGCCGAAAUUCGAAAAUUGAAAAACCCUUCUUUUUCCCCCUUCUUGCUUGCGCCAUUGAACAAUUCCGACGUCUUCCUCCGACUCAGAUGUGUUGUUAACAAUUAUAAUACCAGGAGUAAUGAUUGGAGAAAGUUGGACGAUAUUGCCCCUGAUGCUAUUGAUCUUCCUUUUAAACUGUUUGUGGGAAGGAAGUGAAAGGAAGGAAGAUGGAAGCAUGAUCUUUGUGAUGAAGCGAGAGUCCGAGUUCAAAGAAGAGGAUCAGAUUGCAAAAGUUGAAGUCUUUCUUGCUUCAUAGCCAUGUUUUUUAUUUUUUGUUUUUGUUCAUAAGAUUUCAUGUGGGUGGUUUAGGAUGAGAUUCUAGAAUGAACAGGAUUAUAUUGCAAAACAUUAUAGUUGUUCUUGAAUGUGAAAUGAUGAUCCUAGAAUGGCUCAAAGCUUUAGUUUGUCGGUGGUUUAGGAUGAGAUUCUAUAUUUUUUUUUAUUGUUAUUCAUGUGAGUAUGCAUUUAAGAAUAAUAUCAAGUGUUUUUUGAUUAAAUAUUUGAAGUCAGUUAAGUGUUGUUUUGGAUAAAA